Messenger RNA from Penicillium cataractarum, 198 nucleotides. RefSeq lists its product as uncharacterized. The transcript is spliced from 3 exons. The record is from RefSeq and is a predicted model, not a curated record. Lineage: Eukaryota; Fungi; Ascomycota; Eurotiomycetes; Eurotiales; Aspergillaceae. Bases 1 to 198 code for a protein of 65 amino acids.
AUGAGGGUCUCUUCUCAAUCACAAGCCUUCCUGACCAGGUUGCUCUUCUUGCGAUUUUCAUGCCUAUAUUACGAUCAACUAUCAAUUCAUAUAACCGUCAUCGAAUUCGCAAGCAACCAAAGCGCCCAUAGGCAAGACCUAAAGCAAUUAGCAGAUCCUACACUUCUUGAGACCUUACGCCAGGAUACAGCCGAUUAG